GGGAAUCAACAGGACUUGAAGCUGGUGAUCUGUGUGGGCGAUAGGCGCCCGCCCAAGGACAAACAAGGGGUGCAUUCGCCCACCAGAUGUCGACGCCAGUACAUGCGUACUCGAAAAUUUCCGCGCAGCCAAUCAGCGCCAAGGCUGGCCUCUGGUAGCCGCGCUAUUCAGUGCUGGGGCCGCGCUGCUGGUCUCGCCAGUUCGAUGGGAGGUCUAGCCGGGUGCUGUGGACCACAUUCAUUGCAUGGGCCUCGUGCGUUGCAUGUGAAUCCGGCGUUCCUGCAUGCUCCUCCGUCACAGCCAUCUCCUGGUUAUGGACAUCCGCAGCAGAAAAUCAUCGAUCCGUGGGCUGGUUCAUAUGCGAUGGAAUCCCUCACCCAAGAAAUCAAGAAUGGUGGAAUGAAGAUUGAAGAAUGUGCUGCACGUCGCAAAACUAUUAUUGAUUCCGGAAAAGAAGUAAUUGUGGGUGUGAACAAGUACCGUUUGGAGAAGGAAGACCCAGUUGAAGUUCUUGUCAUCGAUAACACCAAAGUGCGAGCGUCACAAAUCGAAAAGCUUGAACAAAUUAAGAAAAGCCGUGACAAGAAUCGUGCGGAAGCAGCUUUGAAAGCUCUCGAAGAAAGUGCAAGAACUGGGCAAGGAAAUUUGCUUGGUUUGGCUGUUGAAGCAUCUCGCGCUCGCUGCACUGUUGGUGAAAUUUCAAUGGCAAUGGAGAAAGUCAGUUAA
Notodromas monacha is the source of this 726-nucleotide messenger RNA. The record is from the annotation of a GenBank genome assembly. NCBI's taxonomy places the organism in Eukaryota, Metazoa, Arthropoda, Ostracoda, Podocopida, Cyprididae.